Molecule: messenger RNA, 3423 nt
Organism: Teleopsis dalmanni
Lineage: Eukaryota; Metazoa; Arthropoda; Insecta; Diptera; Diopsidae
Product: protein similar-like
Exons: 7
Coding region: 1-3423 (1140 amino acids)
Source: RefSeq, a predicted model, not a curated record
AUGCAACAAUUAUUACAAAACAGGAAAAAUAAUCUAAUAACCAUAAGUAAAACUAAAAUUGAAAAUAAUUCUAUAAAUCCACCACAAACAAAACCACAACAACAACAACAACGCCAACAACAAUCGCAAACUCAAAACAAAACACCUCAAUCAUUGAUUUUAUCGUCAGUAUCACCAACAUUGACUUCUUCAAUUAAUUGCAUCAAUGAACCCAUUCAAGUAAACAAUAUUAAAUCGGAAAAUAUACCAAUUCUCAAUACAACACCACAACAGCUGCCAACAUCAUUAAUCGAUAAUAAACAUAUAAUCUUGCGCGAUCAAUCGAUAAAUGCAUUAAAUCGUAAUCUUGACGUAAAUUCGCUAUUAAUCGUUAAUAAAUCUUAUAAGAAAGAAGAAAAACGUCCUAAGUCCGUUACGGCUUCGGUAUUUAAGGCUGCGCCUAUUACAAAUUCAACAUUUAAUCAUAAACCAGUGAAUAAACAGUUGCAACACCAGCAACACCAGCAACAACAACAUCAGCAAUUUGUUGCUAAAAUAAAUCCCAAAGUGCAAGCAGCAACACCAACAAUACAACAGAAACACCAAAUACAAGAUAUGAAUAAAGGAUUUUUAUCGUUUGCUGAGGAUGCCACUGAGUUAACAAUGCUUAAAGAAGAGCCUGAUGAUUUGCAACAGCUGGCGACAUCGGGUGAUGUAGAUGCAUGCAUGCCGCUGGAUGAAACCACUCCAUUGCUAAGUGAAAUGCUCGAUGGCUUCAUAAACUCAUAUCUGUCAGAUGAUAUAAAUUCAUUGGACUCGACGACAUCCUCGACGACGGAAAACACACAAGCAACAACAACUGGCACAAUCUCAAGUAUAACAGUACAGAAUAGUAAUAAUAAUAGCAAUAACAGUAACAACGUAAGCAAUAAAGGCACAGAGAAUAUUGAUCCAUUUAUUAAUUAUCGUGAAGAAUCCAAUGAUACAAAUUGCUCACAGCAUUUACUAUCACCGAGUGUGACAUCAAAGAGUCCCGAAGCCAAUAGCUUACCGUCAUUAUGCAGUCCAACUUCCCUCAGCCAGGAGGAUGAUUUCGCAUUUAUGACAAUGAGCGGUGAAGAUGAAAUUGAUUUGACUACUCGUGCGCCAUAUAUUCCAAUGGAUGAACAAGACAAUGUUCCACUACUCACUGAUGAUCUCAUGUGGUGUAGUAACAAUGCAUUCACAGCAGACGAUUUCAAUAUAUAUAAAGAAACUGAUCCAAUGCAGCAAUUACAUAUGCAACAACAACAACAGCAGUGUGAAAGCAAUCGUAACAUUUUAGGCUACCAACAGCAUGAACUAACCCAACAACAUUUUUCCAAUUCCCUUUGUUCAUCACCGGCUUCAACUGUAUCUUCGUUAUCACCGUCACCGGUUAAUCAUCAUCAGCAUCAGCAUCAGCAGCAACAACAGCAACAGCAACAUGAUGCCGUUUCAGUUUUUGGUACUGAUUCCAGUGAAUUAGCGGCAUUGUUAUGUGGUUCGGGUAAUGGCACUCUAUCUAUAUUAAGCAAUAAUUGUGGUAGUACUGACGAUAAUGAUGGUACUAAUAUGAGUUGUAAUAUUGGCAGUAGUGGUGGUGGUGGUGGUGGUGCAAUGAAUAAUACUCGUCUAACAAUAUCACCAACGCAAACACAACCACAAGCAUUAACAACGAUCAAUGGAAAUGUCAGCGAUAAUUUUAGACUACACGAUAUACAACAAGAAUUAUUACAGGAACAACGACAACAGUUGCUUGGUUUGAGUAUUGAUUGUAAAAAGGAAAAAUAUGAAAAUACUCUAGCGCCCAGUUUAUCUGAUUCUAUAGUGGAUGCAUUUGAAAAUAUUUAUAGCAAAGAUUCUACAAAUCUUGAUUGUUGGAAUGAAUUGCUACAAAUCAACGUUAAUGAUCCGACGUCAAAUGCAUCAUCAGCCACAUGUUCGCCUGUGCAACAUCAACACUUAGAAAAUGUUUUAAAUACGCAAGAUUGCAAACCACUCUUGCACCAGCAACAACAAAAUAUUAUACUAAAUACAGUGCCAUUGAUAACAAUCCAAAGUAAUAAAAAUAUAUUUCUUAACAAUACUAGCAGCACUGAUAAAAUGUUAAUUAAUGAUGAGUUAUUGGCAAUCAAUCGGAGUAGUAGUAAAAUAUCAACAAUAACACUUUUGAAUAGUGCACCAAGAAGACCAAUGACAACAACAGCAACAAUACGUGUUGUGGAUAAUAAACUGCAGCAACAUGCUCAGCAAUUGCAACAGCAACUGCAAAGAGCACAGGCUGCGAACAAAACUACAAUAAUACAAACGAUCACACCGCAAUUACCACAACAACAACAACAGCAGCAGCAGCAGCCACAGCAGCAUGGCAAUAAGCGGCAUUUAACAAGUGCAAUAGCUACAGCUCAAAUAGAAACUAAACGUUUGAGAAGCGGUAAUGCUAAUAGUGCAAAUACAACAAUAAUUGAUUUGCAGGCAACACCACAGCUGCUGCAGCAAUUAAUGACACCAACACAGCACACGGUUACAAUAAAGGAGCAACAAAAGCAGCAACAGCAGCAACAACAAACACAACGUAGCAAAAAUGCUACACAACGUUGGUCCGGCAAUGUAGGUGAUUCGAAGCCUACGACAACUGCCAUAGUCCAACAGCAACAAUCGAAUUCUGUACUGAAGAAUCUAUUGGAUGGUUCUUCUACUAAAGUUGAACCUAUGUACAUUGACGAAAAUUCCGCAGACCAAGAAGACUUGUCACCGCUUGGUUUAUCCCCGGAGAUAAGUAAACCUUUGCACUGCGUAACUAACAUAGCAUCAAUACUACGCAAUUAUCGUCAUAAUCCAAUGAUAGGUGGACCAGGUGUGCUACCUUCGCCCAUAUUCGCACAGAACGAUGAUUCAAAUCCACCUGGCUUAACAGCCUGUGACACGGACUCCGCUAGCGAUAGUGGCAUUGAUGACGUCAGCUUUAGCGAAAGCGGGUCUCCACUAAAAAUUCAAGUAGACAAGAGUGAAGAGCAUAACACUAAUUAUGAAAAUUAUACAACUCAUCAAAUGGAUCCGAAACAAAAGGACAUGUUACUAAUGAAAUGCAUGAAAACGAAUUUAAUUAGAAGUCCAGCAGCUACACCACCACCGUACAGUGUGAAUAGUGCACCACCGCCUUUACCACCACCUCAGGCUAGUCAAAUUCUAAACGAACGUGCUAGUGCUAACAUCGAUACAAAUCUGGAUUCAGAUAUUAGUAGCUGCGUCCAAAGUCGCAAAAACUCGAUAUCCAGUCUUCUAGAUGACGCUAACAAUCCGUUAAAUACGCCGUUUUUAAUGGAGUUGGGCAACGACGAUUACAAUAUGACCACCGAGCCAUAUCUGGAGACAAAUGAUAUUGAGCAUGUACUAAACGAAUGGACGCACGAAAUGGCCUAG